Striga hermonthica is the source of this 1896-nucleotide messenger RNA. NCBI's taxonomy places the organism in Eukaryota, Viridiplantae, Streptophyta, Magnoliopsida, Lamiales, Orobanchaceae. The record is from the annotation of a GenBank genome assembly.
AUGUCGAAAUCGCUGCCCUGUUCGAUGAAAGAUGUACAUUACGAUAAUGCCAAGUUUCGCCAGCGAUCGAUAUUUAGGGUGAUCACGCAGAAUAUUUUAACCAAUAAUGUAAAACGUGAAUGUAUAAAGUGCAGUACAGGGAAGUUUCUUGUGAUUCUGAUGAUUUUUGGUGUUACAUACCUUAUAUUGACACAAACAAGCGACAACAAUUCUUCUCCGUUGAAAGGCAUAGCCAAACAUGUCGGGACCGAAGUAGGUAACAAUUUCUUCACAGACGAAAAGGGCCGAUUCAGAAGAUUGUGGCCAAAGCCUCCUAGGCUUCCCCCUCGUUUAUCGCCCGAUGAAAUACUCAGUAGGAAUAAGACAAGUCAUGGCAAGAUAGAUUCUGGGCCCGAUUGGAAGUCCAGGCAAGAAAAGGUCAAACAGGCAUUUAUUCACGCAUGGUCCGGAUAUCGCAACUUCUCAAUGGGAUAUGAUGAGCUUAUGCCCUUAAGCAAGAAGGGAAUUGACGGCUUAGGUGGCUUAGGAGCCACCAUUAUAGAUGCUCUCGACACGGCUUUGAUAAUGGGAAUAGACGAAAUUGCCCAUGAAGCAGGAUCAUGGAUUGAGAAAAAUCUCCCAGAGAAAAUUAACGAGAGAGGCCAAGUGAAUCUAUUCGAGACAACAAUACGCGUUCUGGGAGGUCUCUUGAGUGCUUAUCAUUUGAGUGGGGGUGAAAAUGGUGGUAAUGCUUCAACUGUAGAGCCUAAUCCGGCUGUUUAUCUUGAUAAUGCUAAGAAAUUGGCUGAUCGUCUCAUAAUCGCUUUCACAUCGAGCCCAACUGCUAUUCCCUUCAGCGAUGUUGUUCUGAGGGACAGCACUGCACAUCCUGCGCCUGAUGGGUUAAGCAGCACGGCCGAAGUUUCUACUCUUCAGCUCGAGUUUAAUUAUCUGAGUGCUUUGACUGGCGAUCAAAAGUACGCAGUUGAGUCUAUGAAAGUUUUGGAACACAUGAAGACUUUGCAGAAAGUCAAAGGGCUGGUUCCUAUAUAUAUCAACCCUCAUACUGGGGAGUUUAGUGGGGAAAAUAUUAGGCUUGGAUCUCGUGGCGAUAGCUACUAUGAGUACCUCAUAAAAGUUUGGCUUCAAAAUCUAGGAAGCAAUUUGACUUAUUUGCACGAGAUGUACGAAGAUGCAAUGAAAGGUGUGAAGGAACUUCUCGUUCGAAAAACUGUGCCCAAUGGAUUGGUUUUUGUAGGAGAAUUGCCUUAUGGUGCUCAAGGUGACUUCAGUCCAAAAAUGGAUCACCUGGUAUGUUUCCUCCCGGGCACUCUUGCUCUCGGUGCCACAAAGGGCAUGCUGAAAGAGAAGGCAAUGAGAGAGAACUUGCUCGAUUUUAAAGAUUUUGAAAAUUUGAAACUGGCCGAAGAUCUAACUAAGACAUGUUACGAGAUGUAUUCAGUAACUUCAACUGGUCUCGCUCCAGAAAUAGCGUACUUCACGACCGAGGGGCAUAGUGAAGAUGGCGCUGGUGGUGGGAAUAAGAGUUCAAUGUAUGCUGAAGAUAUCAUCAUAAAACAAGCUGAUCGUCAUAAUCUCUUACGCCCCGAAACUGUUGAGUCACUUUUCUAUAUGUUCCGCAUCACCGAAGAUCCCAAAUACCGUGAGUGGGGUUGGGAGAUUUUUGAGGCAUUCGAAGAACACACAAAGGUUGACUCGGGAGGUUACACUUCACUCAACGAUGUAACUGUAGUUCCCCCACCCAAGAGAGACAAGAUGGAGACUUUUUUCCUGGGCGAAACACUAAAGUAUCUCUACUUAUUGUUUGGCGAUAGUAAUGUCUUACCGUUAGACAAGUAUGUAUUCAACACAGAAGCUCAUCCUUUUCCCAUCCGAAGAAAUGAUGCUCUCACGUGA